Messenger RNA from Asterias rubens (European starfish), 525 nucleotides. Its product is annotated as olfactory receptor 1B1-like. Bases 1 to 525 code for a protein of 174 amino acids. Gene Ontology annotation, biological process: G protein-coupled receptor signaling pathway. Gene Ontology annotation, molecular function: G protein-coupled receptor activity. Gene Ontology annotation, cellular component: membrane. The record is from RefSeq and is a predicted model, not a curated record. The transcript has 3 exons. Lineage: Eukaryota; Metazoa; Echinodermata; Asteroidea; Forcipulatida; Asteriidae.
AUGACAGAACCGUCUGAGGUUUCUCAACCCGAGUGUGCAGUAUCUGGACUGCCUCUUCCCCGAGCAGUUCGAGCAACCUACAUUGGUCUUGACUUCGUUCUCACUCUAGUUGGAAACAUCCUGACUAUCAUUGUUACGAGAAAAGUUGACGAGUUUUCGGAAAGUACGAAGAUUUUCAUAACUUCUCUGGCACUUGCGGACCUGGGUGUAACUGUAGUUGCUGCAACAUCUUUCGUUGCUGAGAUAUUGGGUAGAUGGCCAUUUCCAGACUGGAUAUGUGUUGCUUCGUUUCUGUUCUUUUAUACCUUCACAGCUGUUUCCAUAACAAUGAUCAGCAUUUUGACUUUUGAUCGUUUAAUCGCCGUCGUUAAACCACUUCACCAUUCUUUGAUACUUAACCCAAAGAGAAGCAUUGGCUUUGCUUCUAUAACCUCAAGUAUCAUGUUAACCAGUAUGUUUUUUGUCACACUGACUUUGACAUAUUAUUGUCGUCACUUGAGAGUGUGUAACACAGAUUGGUCAUGA